Molecule: messenger RNA, 1290 nt
Organism: Candidozyma haemuli
Lineage: Eukaryota; Fungi; Ascomycota; Pichiomycetes; Serinales; Metschnikowiaceae
Exons: 1
Coding region: 1-1290 (429 amino acids)
Source: RefSeq, a predicted model, not a curated record
AUGUUCGUGCCUAUAUUUGUUGCUGUAUUAGCAGCGAUAGGGGCCUACUUUCAUUUAAGUCCAACACUUUCUACAGCCGAUCCUUCUGUUGCCCAAAUAGAGGCACUCAGGGACUACGUAUCUAACGACUUCGCUGUGAGCCAACCGAUCCACAUUAGGUUUAGAGAUAUAGGGUUUCGUUUCCCAGACCUCAUUGAAGCUACUCAGGUACAGCUUGACUACCACUUGAGAUCCCGCGGCAUUCCUUACAGAUACCCAUUGAUUGACGAGCUUCCGAAACAUAUCCCUAGAUUUGGGGGUGAGAGCACCGUUACGAAGACGGCGGAUGUAUUUGUAUUGACUGAGGAUGGAACGGAAGUGAUAACACUGUCUGAACCUACUGCUGAUGCAGACUCUGUCGACGUGUCAAUCGCUCCAAGUUCGGAAUUUUCGUUGGACAUGGCUCAAGGUGGAAAUAUUGGUGUCUGGCUUGAUCUGUACAAAUACAGGGCCAUGAUGACAUACACCCUCGAAGCUAUUCAUGCCAAUGAUCUACCUUUCUACUUGGCCCAAACGAUUCUGGACCACUUGUGUGAGAUUGACCUCAACGCGUACGCCAACCGCCAUACCAUCGAUUUCGAUCUAUAUGUCCCUCAGCUCACUUUAAAUGUCAUUGCUGCAGAAGAUAGCGUUAAAAAGGAUUCUUCGGUCGUUGAGGAUGCUUUGAAGGAGCUGAUUGACAAACAUCUUGACGCCAUCCGACCAUUCGUCAAUGUCACAUCCAAAAUCCAAACCAUUGACGUCACUAAAAAUAGGAUACCCUUACAAAGUAUGAAAAACUCGACCUCCCAGCUUACGUUUAUCUACCUGACAACCCUCGAGGGGUUUUUGAACCAAAUUGAUGGGUCUCAUGUGUAUCAUCUCACUCGCGAUGUACCCAAAGAGAUUUCUGGCGAUACAUAUGGAACGGAGUACAUCGAAGCUCAAAAAUUGAACGAAAAUCCUCGUAUUAACAUCACGGAUUUCUUAUCGUCAGCGUUCAAUGUGCUUGAACUGCAGGUCGGUUUGACCGAGAAGUGCUCGAAUAAACAUCUCGAGGUGUACUUCAUCACAAAGGCACAUGCAAUCAAUGGUAUUUCGAAGACCCUUGAUCUAAUCCUGAAAAGCCCAGAUGCUGCUAAUUUGCUUAUUUUCAAGGAAGUGUGUGGUUUGAUUGAUACGAUACUCACGGAACAAGAGCAUGACUGGGCCACUCAUCUUCAGCAUACACUUAAACUAUACAAUGAAGCAAAAGAAAGAUCGCUUCAAUAG